Molecule: messenger RNA, 774 nt
Organism: Branchiostoma belcheri (Belcher's lancelet)
Lineage: Eukaryota; Metazoa; Chordata; Leptocardii; Amphioxiformes; Branchiostomatidae
Product: complement C1q tumor necrosis factor-related protein 3-like
Exons: 4
Coding region: 1-774 (257 amino acids)
Molecular function (GO): protein binding
Source: RefSeq, a predicted model, not a curated record
AUGGUCGUCAGAGUGAGAAGUUCUAAACUUUCGGUGGUUAUUUUUAGUCUCCUUCUUGCUCUGUACGUGAGGAGUUCAUUUUCCCGUUCAGUCGUGGAACAGAGUAGAACUAGAAGGUCUCCCGAGGAAGACUUCGGAACGUGCAGCCGACAGUGUAACGUCACGAAUGUGAACAACAUCACCGUCCUGGCACCACAGGGCACGCCGGGGCAGAAGGGGCACCCGGGGGAAAGGGGUUCGCGUGGCAUGCCUGGACGGAGAGGUAUCCAGGGCCCCCCUGGGGUGCCUGGUGUCCCGGGACCUCGGGGGCUCAAGGGUGCCCCUGGGGUGGGGAUCCUUCCCACCAUGGUGGUGGGGUUCUCUGUGGCAAGGUCGUCUGGGAUGGACAAGAGUGAUGCAGACCAGCCUGUGGUGUAUGACAUUGUGCACACCAACAUUAAGAAAGCCUAUGACGUCAGGACGGGAAAGUUCGUGGCCCCCAUCGGUGGUCUCUACUUCUUCAGCUUCACUGCCAUGAAGGGCAACGACAGGUCGGGGUGUCUACUGUCCCUUAUGAGGGACACAUUCCAGGCGACUGGAGAACACAUUGUGUCUGUGUACAACGGGCCACGGGGCGACUACACCUCCACCUGCAACUCUGCCGUCCUCACGCUAGAACCCGGGGACGAGAUCUGGGUGCGCCUGGGAACGGGAUCGCAGCUCUUCAGCGACGAGAACAACUAUGUCACAUUCUCCGGGUUCCUCAUUCAGCCGAUGAUCAUGCCGAAGCCAUAG